CCUGCGGCGCCGGCAGGACCCCCCUCUGAGCCCAAGAUGGCGGCGCCCAGCGAAGCGGCCGCCGCGGCCGCCGGGGACGGGGACGGCGAUGGCGGGAGCACUAACUUUGGAGCGUGGCUGGACGGACGGCUGGAAGCUCUGGGGGUGGACCGAGCCGUGUAUGGCGCCUACAUCCUGGGUGUCCUGCAGGAGGAGGAGGAGGAGGAGAAGCUGGACGCGCUGCAGUGCAUCCUCUCCGCUUUCCUGGAAGAAGAUUCUCUCCUGAACAUCUGCAAGGAGAUUGUGGAACGAUGGUCCGAGACGCAGAAUGUCGUCGCCACUGUGCAGAAAGAUGAGGUCCAGGCCAUCGCCACCCUCAUUGAGAAGCAGGCGCAGAUUGUGGUGAAGCCCAGGAUGGUGUCGGAGGAGGAGAAGCAGAGAAAAGCCGCACUUCUGGCCCAGUAUGCUGACGUGACGGAUGAAGAGGACGAAGCAGAUGAGAAGGAUGACUCCAGUGCCACAGUGAGCCUUGGUUCUGACAGAUCUCUUUUCCGCAACACCAACGUGGAAGAUGUCCUCAAUGCCCGAAAGCUGGAGCGGGACUCGCUUCGGGAUGAGGCCCAGAGGAAGAAGGAACAGGACAAGCUGCAGAGGGAGAAGGACAAACUGGCCAAGCAGGAGCGCAAGGAAAAGGAAAAGAAAAGGACACAAAGAGGUGAACGGAAGCGGUAACCUUGGUGGGCUCUGUCCUCUCCCCCCGCGGACUGGAUCAAAGAACUGCUUAUGCACAUGCGUAUUUUAGAGAAAUGCAAGGACACUGUGGAGUGGCCACCCAGGGCUUACCUCCUCUUGUUUACAUAGCCAAAAGGAAAAUCACAAACACUUCAGCGUACAAAGUGUGCCGUGUCUCUGUGGUUUAAGUCAUCGUGCGAGGGGUUGAUAUCUACCAAAGAGCUGGGAUGGGAGCAGCCUUUCUAUUUUAGUAGCAAAAUUACGUGCUCCUUUUGAGCACUUCGUAAAGUCUUCCGUCACCUUGAUAGACAGCAGGGAUAUCCCAAAAGCUGACAGGACAGUUUUCAUCCUGAAGGAGCAGAAACCAGCACCUCUAGGAGAUGAAACUUGGGAAUAGAAAUGGCUUCCAAAACUUUUGUCCUGGAAGGUUUAAGGUACUGUGACUGAGUAGAGAAAGCUAAUUGGAAGCCCCACCUGGAUCCGGAAUUGUAUGUAACCUGGCAACAGAUUGGGAAUGGCAGGUUAUCUAGUCAUUGAGGUUUUCAUUUUCUUCUUUUUUUUUUUUUUUUUGAGCAUUUUAGCCUAUAGGAGGAAAAGAAGUAUCCUUUAAAGUAGAGAUGAUCACAUGUUUUUCCUCUAGGCUGUGAUUUUAAGAAGGAAGCGUUAAGUGAGAAGAUAUCAUCGUUAACUAGAUUCUCAGUUUUCAUAAUCAUGAAUCCUCAAGUGCUACUAGAGACUUGAAUCCUGAUAUGCCCUAAAACAUAGGCUUGAUAAUUACAGGCUUAGAGAAGCCAGAGGAACCAUUGUUUAAGAAACACUGGAAUGCUCUGCUAACAUAAACAAGAGAAUGUAUGUAGUAGAUGCUCAAGAAACUUGAGAGUGGAAAAACUGCUUUUGAGAGUCAAAAGUGUGCAGGAAUUCUCCAUGUCCACUUUAAUCACAAUCCACACAGGCGUGUGUCUACUUUAAGCAGUAGACUGUCAAGAAACCUGGACAGCAAUUUCCAUGACAAAAUGAAUUAGUUAUACCAGGGGUUGGAACGCUACUGCCCUCAAAGCCAAAUUUGGCUCAGUCUUUUUUUAAUGGUGUGAUGGUUUUUAUAUUUUUAAAGGGCUGUGAAAGAAUGGGACAUACGUAGCCUGUAAGGCCUAAAAUAUUUUAUCUGGCUCAUUGGAGGAAAAGUUUGCCAACCUCUGUUUUAAUCUGUUAACUAUGAGAUUAACAACAACAGCAAAAUACCCCAAAAUUUUACCUUUGUGUAGAAGGUGAAAAGAAGCAUGGUUAAAGGAAAGACGUGUUACCUCUAUACGCUCCUACAAUGGUGGCAUUGAAGAAAAAUUUUUUAAACUCCUUUUAAAAAAAUAAAUUUUAUUUAAAUCAC
Sorex araneus (European shrew) is the source of this 2092-nucleotide messenger RNA. RefSeq names its product coiled-coil domain containing 43 (gene CCDC43). The coding region runs from base 37 to 711 and encodes 224 amino acids. Lineage: Eukaryota; Metazoa; Chordata; Mammalia; Eulipotyphla; Soricidae. The record is from RefSeq and is a predicted model, not a curated record. The transcript has 5 exons.